AUGGCGACUUCCAGCAGAUACCCCCCGACUUCCAACCCGCAUCAGCUACAGCAGGCGCAACUGCAGGGACAACAGCAAUACCAACAGUACCAGCAGCCACAAGCGCCCAUCGCGCUUGCCACUCAGACAAAGGCCCGCCCAGCGAGUUCCCAACGCAAAUCGAGAGCCUUCAGCUUCAGAUCCCACAAGUCUCAAGACUCCGGAGACCAAAGGCUUGACUUGCACGAGACCAGUGCCGAAAAGGACGCCAAACGGUUACAUACAAAAGCCGACCCUACGUUAGCCAUGAACGAGGCAGAGCCAUCCGAGGUGGCCGCGCAUGUCAAGACAUCGCUCGCUUCUUUGCGGAACAUCCAACACAAAGAUGCAUUUGGAAAUCCAAUCUCCGACCCCGAUCGUUCAAAUCCCACCCGCAGUCGUUGGGAACGGCCCUUGGAUACCAUUCGGAGUUUCGAGGCCGCCAUUGAUGGAGCGUACAGCAAUCGUAGGUCAAUUUACCGCUCAGAAUCGGAGUCAACAUAUGGCAAUAACAGCAAACGAAAUAGUUAUUAUGGCACAAGUGGGCCCGGUUACUACAACAGCCGACCGGCUUCGACGAUGUAUCCGAACCGUCAAGACGGCAGCCAGCAUGAUCUAAGGCAAGCACCACGGGACACAUACUAUGACCACCAGUCAGGAUACAACACCGGGUAUUCGUCGCCGCCUCAGAACCAAGGCCGACGUCGUGAUCCCAGGAUCAUGCCUAACGCACAGUUCUCUUCGCCAUACCAAUCGCCGAGCGCGAACGAUUACCCGAUCCCGAGUAACCAUCGCUCGUACGAGACCGUGGCCUCGGCCUCCGGUAGUGGCUCAUCAGAUCCAGUGGGGUAUCAGACCGACCCGACAAGUAGUGACAACAGCUCGAUCGAACGAGCUCAAGCCGGACCGGUUUCCAAGCGACCGUCGGAACCAGCAAAUGAUUAUGGAAUAGGAUUCAGCCAGAAUACCGAAUAUUCACCUUCGGCCUUCACAGUCGGCUAUAACGGGAAACCUGCUAUGGGCAUGAACGGCGGCGGAGCAAACAACUACCAGGCGAACGGCACAUCCGGCUUCGCCAACAACAACCCCAACAGCUUCAGUCAGGGAAACCCCAGCGUUGCACCUGUCGCAGCGCCUGCUCCGCCCCAGAAAGACACCCGGACACUACAGAAGAAAGCGACGAACGAUACCAUUCAACCAGAAAGGCCAGGUGCCCCAGAGAAGCGCAAGAGUUGGUUUUCGCGCAAGCUGAAGAAAUAG
Molecule: messenger RNA, 1278 nt
Organism: Sordaria macrospora k-hell
Lineage: Eukaryota; Fungi; Ascomycota; Sordariomycetes; Sordariales; Sordariaceae
Source: RefSeq, a predicted model, not a curated record